Molecule: messenger RNA, 382 nt
Organism: Styela clava
Lineage: Eukaryota; Metazoa; Chordata; Ascidiacea; Stolidobranchia; Styelidae
Source: RefSeq, a predicted model, not a curated record
CAUGAAUUCAUACAUAUACAUCGUUCCUGUAGUUUUAUUAUGCAGUAUGUCAGUCGGUAGUCAAGAAGAUACGGGACAUUGUACGACGUUUAACGAAUGCCGCAAACUACAUCAAGCAAACGGUGAACGAGAGCGUUAUUAUCCGGAUAGCUGUCGAGAAUUACACAAACUCAAUUCUCUUUCUUGGAAUGAAAUCGGAGGAGUUUUUGAAAUCUAUCCUACCCCGGUUUCAGAAAAGAUUGAAGUUUACUGUGAUCUUAUGACAGAUGGAGGAGGAUGGAUUGUAUUUCAACGUCGAAUGGAUGGCUCUGAAGACUUUUAUCGCGGAUGAGAUGAUUAUGUAAAUGGAUUCGGAAAUACGGUUGGAGAAUUUUGGCUUGGU